CCAUUCUACUUCCAGGCAAAGUCUCCAUCCAACACCAUGAUGAUGAAAGGAGACUUUGAGGUGCAUCGUGCCCUUGACUUGGUCCAGCCCGGCGAGAACUGGGACUGCACCCCAGCCGAGUUCUCUGUAUCCCAUCACACCUCCAAUCCCUCGUCCGCGAUGGCCAGGCCGGUGCUCGAUGGCCACCGCACCAACACCGACCUCUCGGAGUUCAUGGAACAAGUUGCGAGUCACUUCUCCGAAGCCUCCCCUGGCACCGAUGGCUUCCCAAUGGAUACUGCUCUACCCACAGAAAAGUUCACAACAUCACCAGACGAGUAUCGGCCCCGAAAGUCCCCAAGAAGAGUCUACGAGAGCAGCGUACGCGGCGGCGAGAGUAGAAGCAGCAAAAGCUUGGCCGAAAGAGAUGAGCACGGUUUGAACAUGAUAACACUUCUGUUAGAGUGUGCAGUGGCUGUAUCCGUGGAAAACUUGGCCCAAGCCAACAGGAUGCUGCUUGAGCUGACCCAAAUGGCUUCCCCCUACUCCCCGUCCUGUGCUGAGAGAGUCGUGGCCUACUUCACCAAGGCCAUGGCCUCUAGGGUCAUGAACUCAUGGCUCGGGUUUUGCUCCCCUUUAGUCCCCCACAAGAGCAUCCUUUCAGCCUUCCAGGCCUUCAACAACAUCUCCCCUUUCAUUAAAUUUUCACACUUCACAGCCAACCAGGCAAUUCUCGAGGCCUUACACCAGAAAGAGAGGGUCCACAUCAUUGAUCUUGACAUCAUGCAAGGCCUCCAAUGGCCUGCCCUCUUCCACAUCCUUGCAUCGAGGGCCAACGGCCCCCCGCAUGUGAGGAUGACCGGGCUCGGCGCAUCCAUGGCCGUGCUCGAGGAGACCGGCAGGCAGCUCUCCAACUUCGCCAGGAGGCUUGGGAUGUCAUUCGAAUUCCACCCCAUCGCAAAGCGGGCAGGAGAUGUGGACCCAUCCAUGGUCCCGAGCCAGAGAGGGGAGGCCGUGGCCGUCCACUGGCUACAGCAUGCAUUGUACGACGCCACCGGGCCUGAUAACAACACCAUGAGGCUGCUGGAGCUGUUGGCCCCUAGGGUGAUCACCUUGGUGGAGCAAGAGAUGGCACACGCCGGCUCGUUCCUGGAUCGGUUUGUGGAGUCGCUCCACUACUACUCCACCAUCUUCGAUUCCUUGGGCAUGUCGUUGCCCUUCGAUGACGCGAGCCGGCACCGGGUGGAGCACGGGCUCCUGUCGAGGGAGAUCAACAAUAUACUGGCCAUCGGAGGCCCAGCUCGAAAUGGCGAGGAGAAGUUUGUGAGUUGGCGAAUGGAGCUGGCUCGCCGAGGAUUCAUGCAGGUGCCCAUGAGUGGGAACUCCAUGGCGCAGGCUCAGCUCAUCCUCAACAUGUUCCCACCUUCAUUAGGGUACACCAUCUUCCAAGGAGAUGGUACUCUCAGGCUUGGAUGGAAGGACACCAGAUUGUACACGGCAUCAGCAUGGACAUCUCGUCCAACUCAAUAA
Phoenix dactylifera (date palm) is the source of this 1509-nucleotide messenger RNA. Lineage: Eukaryota; Viridiplantae; Streptophyta; Magnoliopsida; Arecales; Arecaceae. The record is from RefSeq and is a predicted model, not a curated record.